UGCUGCGACCUCAGUCGGCGGAAGUGGAGCGCAGACCAAACCAGCUGCUCCACGAGAAAGAAAAAAAAUAAAAAAAAUCGAAGGGGAAAAAAAACUCGCCGAUCUGCUGAAAUUACACCGAUUUUUAAACAGAUUUCAAUUUAUUCACGUUUUCGGGAACUCCGGGAAGGGGGACGGAGUGACCAUUAGCGAAAUGAUGGAAGACUCUCACUUCAAUUCGUCCUACUUCUGGUCUCCUAUUCCCACCGUGCAAGGACAGAUUGAGAAUGCGAUGUUCCUUAACAAGAUGAAGGAGCAAUCGGAGAAGGGUGGUUCCUUCCCUCCGUCCUCCCACUAUCAGACCGCUGUGCUCGCCAUCCCUGGUCCUAAAGAUGGAGUGGGGCAGGGCGGGGGACACCUCCACACGCCUCACAGCACCCAGAACAUCACAGUGGUCCCCGUCCCGUCCGGGGGCCUCAUGACUGCUGCGGGUCUGGUUAUCACCACCCCUCAGGGAACACUGGUCUCCCCCACCUCCUCACAGUCCUUUGUCUCUGGCCAUCCAACCACCACCAUGAUAGUGUCAGCUCUACAUGCUGCCAAUGCAGACAAAAAGGAUGGGGACGAAACGUCCCACGUCGUAGUCAUGCCAACCCCUUCAAAACGAGGGAGGAAGAAGAAGGUAACAAUGUCGGUGCCUAGAAUAGGUGGUGGUGCUGGACAUCCCAACGAAACCCUCAUACUGGCACAUCUUUCGGCUACUGGUCAGCACCAUGGAGACCCCUACGACCUGUCAAACGAGGACGAGGACCGCACGAAAGAUGGCACCAAAACGUACAGGUGCCGGAUGUGUGCGGCGACCUUCUUCAGUAAGUCAGACAUGCAGAUCCACUCCAAGUCGCACACAGAGGCCAAGCCCCACAAGUGUCCCCACUGCGCCAAGUCAUUCGCCAACUCCAGCUACCUGGCCCAGCACAUCCGCAUCCACAGCGGGGCCAAGCCCUACACCUGCUCCUACUGCCAGAAAUCUUUCAGGCAACUCAGUCACUUACAGCAGCACACACGGAACCACACAGAGUCCAAGCCCCACAAGUGUCCCCACUGCACCAAGUCCUUUGCCAACUCAAGCUACCUGGCCCAACACAUGCGCAUCCACACAGGCGUGAAACCCUACUCCUGCUCCUUCUGCCAAAAGAACUUCAGACAGCUCAGCCACCUGCAGCAGCACAACCGGAUCCACACCGGAGACCGGCCCUAUAAGUGCAUCCAUCCGGGCUGUGAGAAAUCCUUCACACAACUCUCCAACCUACAGUCCCACCGACGGCAGCACAACAAGGACAAACCUUACAAGUGCCCCAACUGUAAUAAGGGAUACACGGACGCAGCUACCCUCGAGGUGCACCUAUCCACACACACGGUGAAACACGCCAAGCUCUACUCGUGUGGUCUCUGUAACCGCACCUACACUUCGGAGACGUACCUGGUCAAACACAUGCAGAAACACAACCCUGACCAGCUCACAGCCUCAGCGGUGGCGGCGGCUCAGCAGGCUCAGCAGAACCAACAGGCUCAGCAGAACCAACAGGCUCAGCAGAACCAACAGGCUCAGCAGAACCAGCAGAACCAACAGGCUCAGCAGAACCAACAGAACCAGCAGAACCAACAGAAUCAAGGCCAGGCUGGCGGUCAGAGGCGCGGGGAGAAUGCUGACAAUGGGUCAGCGAGGCCCGGUGGGCCCAGAGUUGGUGGUGGUGGAGGACAGGGGGGGCAGAACCAGGGCAACUACUCCCAGUCGGAGGGUGUGCCCUGCCCCUUCAACCUCCACCAGUACAAGACAGUGACCGCCGGUGACAUCCAGUACAAACCAGUCAGUGUGGCUGACCUGGCUGCCCACAAAGAACUUUGUCACUCCGUGGCCACGUCAACCAUUCAAGUUGAGCACCUCAACUCCUGAAGAGUUGUGAAAGGGACAAUGGGAGGUGUGGUCAAAAAAGGAAAAAUGGAGUCUGAUGGAUACAAGCAAUAAUCGAAUUGGAAGGCUGUGCCACAACAUGGUGGAGGUAGAUGAAACCGGUUUGGGGGAAUGGAGUUUACGUUGGGUUUUUUUGCCUGACUUCUUUGAAUUUUCCUGACCCCUAACCCUGAAUUGUGUAGGAUGCGUAUGUAAAACUGUACUCAAGUAUUCGUCUGUCCAUCACAAUGAUGGUUUAUACAGUCGGAAGAGAGAACAUGAAAAGAGAACGAUUCUCUUGUGUUAUUUUAUUCUUCCUGCACUUCCAUUCAUAUAUCAUUAAUAUACUUUUAUCUAUGGUGAUGGAACUGAUAGUUCAUUAUGGAAGUAUUUUUGUACUUUCAUACAAGUACUUGCAGUUUUUACAAGAAUGCCAUUACUUCUACCAUCUUCUAAAAAUAUAUGCCCAAUGUAUGAUUUCUUUUUGUAUUAUCAUUCACUUAAAAGGGAAGUAGAUAAAGAUAUUUCCAUUUGUGGAAAGACAAAAAAGAUCAUCUAAAACUAUAUCUAGAUAUAUACAAACCGGUAUAUACAGUAUGUUUGUAUGUCAAAAUAAAAUGUUAAUCCAUAUAAUCUAUUUGUAUGCAGUCACAGUCCUUUAUACUUCACGUGAACAUGGCAGAAGUGAUAAUCCAGUUUAUGAUCCAUGUAAUCUUUUUUGUUUGUAUGUUCUGAGAAUAACAUUGUUAUCAAUGCUAUUAUACUUCCAAUAUACCUAUGUUUAUAUAUUCAAACGCAUUGACACAUCUGAAAUGUGUGUUUUUCUCUGGCUAUGAUUUAAAUAAAAAAUGCAA
Messenger RNA from Gadus chalcogrammus (walleye pollock), 2784 nucleotides. It is a transcript of the gene znf384b, whose product is annotated as zinc finger protein 384 b. Bases 194 to 1933 code for a protein of 579 amino acids. Gene Ontology annotation, biological process: regulation of DNA-templated transcription. Gene Ontology annotation, cellular component: nucleus. Lineage: Eukaryota; Metazoa; Chordata; Actinopteri; Gadiformes; Gadidae. The transcript has 11 exons. Gene Ontology annotation, molecular function: RNA polymerase II cis-regulatory region sequence-specific DNA binding; DNA-binding transcription factor activity, RNA polymerase II-specific. The record is from RefSeq and is a predicted model, not a curated record.